ACGCAACAUUAGUGCGGAAAGUAAACGCUACUGUGCGUACUUCUCGUACCACCGGCCUGUACUGUCAGUACUUGCGUUGCCUAGUGAACCUCAAGAGUCCACACAACACGAGUAAUUCAACGAUCAUGAGAUCUGGACAUCGCUGCUGAUAGAGGAUACCGGCAUUUCUCGUCCUUGGCCUGACAAUCCAGCGGUAGUCAGUGUUGUUCUCUCAUCAUUUUUCCUGCAGUCGGGGCAACUCUACCGAUUUGAGUUUGGGUCUCGGCCUUGCUCCGGUAGAGCUCUGCUUUGUUCUUGCCAACAACCAACAAUGCUUUCGUUCAAACUGCUUCCAUCCAAGUGUUGGGAUAGUUUUCCUGGGAGAUAUCUGCAUUGCUCCGAUAUCAACGCUGGCAGCCCGGCGCGUAGAUCGUAGCUUCAUCAUUCUUCCUGCAGUCGGGGCAUCUCUGCCGUUUGAGUAUGGGUCUCGGCCUUACUCCGGUAGAGCUCUGCCUUGUUCUUGCCAACAACCAACAAUGCUUCCAUCCAAGUGCUGGGAUAGUUUGCCACCCGAUAUCUCGGACUGCGAUUCUUGGCUCAUCUGUGAGCGCCCACAUCCACAAAGGAUUCCACACAUCGUUGGAACUUUUCUUCCUCUGUGAGAAUUCUGCUUUGCUCCGAUAUCAACGCUGGCAGCCCGGCGCGUAGAUCGUAGCUUCAUCAUUUUUCCUGCAGUCGGGGCAUCUCUGCCGUUUGAGUAUGGGUCUCGGCUUUACUCCGGUAGAGCUCUGCCUUGUUCUUGCCAACAACCAACAAUGCUUCCAUCCAAGUGCUGGGAUAGUUUGCCACCCGAUAUCUCGGACUGUGAUUCUUGGCUCAUCUGUGAGCGCCUACAUCCACAAAGGAUUCCAACACCGUUGAAACUGUUUCUUCCUCUGGGAGAAUUCUGCUUUGCUCCGAUAUCAACGCUGGUAGCCCGGCACGUAGAUCGGACUCAAUCGUUAGUCAGCGAUUGUUGGAUACGUUCUCUCAUCAUCGAAAGCUCCAUCAUUUUUCCUGCAGUCGGGGCAUCUCUGCCGUUUGAGUAUGGGUCUCGGCCUUACUCCGGUAGAGCUCUGCCUUGUUCUUGCCAACAACCAACAAUGCUUCCAUCCAAGUGCUGGGAUAGUUUGCCACCCGAUAUCUCGGACUGCGAUUCUUGGCUCAUCUGUGAGCGCCUACAUCCACAAAGGAUUCCAACACCGUUGAAACUGUUUCUUCCUCUGGGAGAAUUCUGCUUUGCUCCGAUAUCAACGCUGGUAGCCCGGCACGUAGAUCGGACUCAAUCGUUAGUCAGCGAUUGUUGGAUACGUUCUCUCAUCAUCGAAAGCUCCAUCAUUUUUCCUGCAGUCGGGGCAUCUCUGCCGUUUGAGUAUGGGUCUCGGCCUUACUCCGGUAGAGCUCUGCCUUGUUCUUGCCAACAACCAACAAUGCUUCCAUCCAAGUGCUGGGAUAGUUUGCCACCCGAUAUCUCGGACUGCGAUUCUUGGCUCAUCUGUGAGCGCCUACAUCCACAAAGGAUUCCACACACCGUUGAAACUGUUUCUUCCUCUGGGAGAAUUCUGCUUUGCUCCGAUAUCAACGCUGGCAGCCCGGCACGUAGAUCGGACUCAAUCGUUAGUCAGCGAUUGUUGGAUACGUUCUCUCAUCAUCGAAAGCUCCAUCAUUUUUCCUGCAGUCGGGGCAUCUCUGCCGUUUGAGUAUGGGUCUCGGCCUUACUCCGGUAGAGCUCUGCCUUGUUCUUGCCAACAACCAACAAUGCUUCCAUCCAAGUGCUGGGAUAGUUUGCCACCCGAUAUCUCGGACUGUGAUUCUUGGCUCAUCUGUGAGCGCCUACAUCCACAAAGGAUUCCACACACCGUUGAAACUGUUUCUUCCUCUGGGAGAAUUCUGCUUUGCUCCGAUAUCAACGCUGGCAGCCCGGCACGUAGAUCGGACUCAAUCGUUAGUCAGCGAUUGUUGGAUACGUUCUCUCAUCAUCGAAAGCUCCAUCAUUUUUCCUGCAGUCGGGGCAUCUCUGCCGUUUGAGUAUGGGUCUCGGCCUUACUCCGGUAGAGCUCUGCCUUGUUCUUGCCAACAACCAACAAUGCUUCCAUCCAAGUGCUGGGAUAGUUUGCCACCCGAUAUCUCGGACUGCGAUUCUUGGCUCAUCUGUGAGCGCCUACAUCCACAAAGGAUUCCACACACCGUUGAAACUGUUUCUUCCUCUGGGAGAAUUCUGCUUUGCUCCGAUAUCAACGCUGGCAGCCCGGCACGUAGAUCGGACUCAAUCGUUAGUCAGCGAUUGUUGGAUACGUUCUCUCAUCAUCGAAAGCUCCAUCAUUUUUCCUGCAGUCGGGGCAUCUCUGCCGUUUGAGUAUGGGUCUCGGCCUUACUCCGGUAGAGCUCUGCCUUGUUCUUGCCAACAACCAACAAUGCUUCCAUCCAAGUGCUGGGAUAGUUUGCCACCCGAUAUCUCGGACUGUGAUUCUUGGCUCAUCUGUGAGCGCCUACAUCCACAAAGGAUUCCACACACCGUUGAAACUGUUUCUUCCUCUGGGAGAAUUCUGCUUUGCUCCGAUAUCAACGCUGGCAGCCCGGCACGUAGAUCGGACUCAAUCGUUAGUCAGCGAUUGUUGGAUACGUUCUCUCAUCAUCGAAAGCUCCAUCAUUUUUCCUGCAGUCGGGGCAUCUCUGCCGUUUGAGUAUGGGUCUCGGCCUUACUCCGGUAGAGCUCUGCCUUGUUCUUGCCAACAACCAACAAUGCUUCCAUCCAAGUGCUGGGAUAGUUUGCCACCCGAUAUCUCGGACUGUGAUUCUUGGCUCAUCUGUGAGCGCCUACAUCCACAAAGGAUUCCAACACCGUUGAAACUGUUUCUUCCUCUGGGAGAAUUCUGCUUUGCUCCGAUAUCAACGCUGGUAGCCCGGCACGUAGAUCGGACUCAAUCGUUAGUCAGCGAUUGUUGGAUACGUUCUCUCAUCAUCGAAAGCUCCAUCAUUUUUCCUGCAGUCGGGGCAUCUCUGCCGUUUGAGUAUGGGUCUCGGCCUUACUCCGGUAGAGCUCUGCCUUGUUCUUGCCAACAACCAACAAUGCUUCCAUCCAAGUGCUGGGAUAGUUUGCCACCCGAUAUCUCGGACUGUGAUUCUUGGCUCAUCUGUGAGCGCCUACAUCCACAAAGGAUUCCACACACCGUUGAAACUGUUUCUUCCUCUGGGAGAAUUCUGCUUUGCUCCGAUAUCAACGCUGGCAGCCCGGCACGUAGAUCGGACUCAAUCGUUAGUCAGCGAUUGUUGGAUACGUUCUCUCAUCAUCGAAAGCUCCAUCAUUUUUCCUGCAGUCGGGGCAUCUCUGCCGUUUGAGUAUGGGUCUCGGCCUUACUCCGGUAGAGCUCUGCCUUGUUCUUGCCAACAACCAACAAUGCUUCCAUCCAAGUGCUGGGAUAGUUUGCCACCCGAUAUCUCGGACUGUGAUUCUUGGCUCAUCUGUGAGCGCCUACAUCCACAAAGGAUUCCAACACCGUUGAAACUGUUUCUUCCUCUGGGAGAAUUCUGCUUUGCUCCGAUAUCAACGCUGGUAGCCCGGCACGUAGAUCGGACUCAAUCGUUAGUCAGCGAUUGUUGGAUACGUUCUCUCAUCAUCGAAAGCUCCAUCAUUUUUCCUGCAGUCGGGGCAUCUCUGCCGUUUGAGUAUGGGUCUCGGCCUUACUCCGGUAGAGCUCUGCCUUGUUCUUGCCAACAACCAACAAUGCUUCCAUCCAAGUGCUGGGAUAGUUUGCCACCCGAUAUCUCGGACUGCGAUUCUUGGCUCAUCUGUGAGCGCCUACAUCCACAAAGGAUUCCACACACCGUUGAAACUGUUUCUUCCUCUGGGAGAAUUCUGCUUUGCUCCGAUAUCAACGCUGGCAGCCCGGCACGUAGAUCGGACUCAAUCGUUAGUCAGCGAUUGUUGGAUACGUUCUCUCAUCAUCGAAAGCUCCAUCAUUUUUCCUGCAGUCGGGGCAUCUCUGCCGUUUGAGUAUGGGUCUCGGCCUUACUCCGGUAGAGCUCUGCCUUGUUCUUGCCAACAACCAACAAUGCUUCCAUCCAAGUGCUGGGAUAGUUUGCCACCCGAUAUCUCGGACUGUGAUUCUUGGCUCAUCUGUGAGCGCCUACAUCCACAAAGGAUUCCACACACCGUUGAAACUGUUUCUUCCUCUGGGAGAAUUCUGCUUUGCUCCGAUAUCAACGCUGGCAGCCCGGCACGUAGAUCGGACUCAAUCGUUAGUCAGCGAUUGUUGGAUACGUUCUCUCAUCAUCGAAAGCUCCAUCAUUUUUCCUGCAGUCGGGGCAUCUCUGCCGUUUGAGUAUGGGUCUCGGCCUUACUCCGGUAGAGCUCUGCCUUGUUCUUGCCAACAACCAACAAUGCUUCCAUCCAAGUGCUGGGAUAGUUUGCCACCCGAUAUCUCGGACUGCGAUUCUUGGCUCAUCUGUGAGCGCCUACAUCCACAAAGGAUUCCACACACCGUUGAAACUGUUUCUUCCUCUGGGAGAAUUCUGCUUUGCUCCGAUAUCAACGCUGGCAGCCCGGCACGUAGAUCGGACUCAAUCGUUAGUCAGCGAUUGUUGGAUACGUUCUCUCAUCAUCGAAAGCUCCAUCAUUUUUCCUGCAGUCGGGGCAUCUCUGCCGUUUGAGUAUGGGUCUCGACUUUACUCCGGUAGAGCUCUGCCUUGUUCUUGCCAACAACCAACAAUGCUUCCAUCCAAGUGCUGGGAUAGUUUGCCGAACGUUUUCUCGGACUGUGAUUCAUGGCUCAUCUGUGAGCGCCUACAUUGACAAGGGAUUGCACACACCGUUGAAACUGUUUCUUCCUCUGGGAGAAUUCUGCUUCGCAGCGGUUUAAAAAUGGAACAACAUCAACAACUUACUUUACACGACGAAUUCUUAUAAUUAAGUCCGAUUUCAACGCAACCAUUUUAGCGCACGCACAAUAUGGUGCCAAUCUCAAUCAUUAUCCUCCGCCUGCUUCUGUUAAAACCUUGCAGUCAUGAUCACCAUCAUCACCACAAAAAUUUAGUUUGAGGUUUGGUAGAUAUGAUUCGAUCGAAAUAUUGAAAAAUAUCUUACACUUCGUUUUGUUCUUCUCUUUCAGAUACAACAUUCGGGCAUUGUUCAAUCUAUGGUAUCCAUCAAACAAAUCUCUAAGAUGCUGGACAUUACUUCGUCUGAAUAUAAACAGCUUCGUUUGAAAAUGAUACCUAAUUGUAAUCAGCGAUCUUCAUCAAGCCAUCAACACCACAACAAGAAAAUCGGCCCUUUUCAGGGCCACCAAGUGUU
Aedes aegypti (yellow fever mosquito) is the source of this 5311-nucleotide messenger RNA. RefSeq lists its product as uncharacterized. The record is from RefSeq and is a predicted model, not a curated record. NCBI's taxonomy places the organism in Eukaryota, Metazoa, Arthropoda, Insecta, Diptera, Culicidae. The transcript has 16 exons. Bases 3032 to 4012 code for a protein of 326 amino acids.